CUCAAGAGGAUUAACUCCACGCAAAGGCUGCCAGGUCUGCCACAGUUCACAGUUUUCAAACCUCUCACACAGAAUACGGGACCUGUCUUGUUGUGUUCGUGGUUGCCAAGCAGUACCAAAGCCGGGGUCUUUUUGGGAAUUUGGCUCCUCCUCUGCUCCCCCGUUGGGUUCCUUUUCUCUGAGAGACCCAGAAGACAGAGGUCUUUUCUCUGGGUUAGGGGUUUAGAGGCGCAGUUCUAGGCUUCUAGCGGAAAAGGAGCAAGCUUUAUCAGGUUGGUUUUCUGUUGUUUCCAUCCAUUUUUUCCAAUUUUCUUGCUUUCCUUCGGCUCUUACUGAUGAAUGCCCUGCAUAUUGUUUAUUACCGGGUUCCUCAUUGUUGAUGCUUGAAGCUAUGGAGUGAGUUUGAGAGUGUAGGUUUUCCAGAAUGUUGCUCUGGAACUAGGGUCUUUUCUGUAGGGUUUGAGAGUGUAGGUUCCUCAUUUUAGCAGAUUCCAUUUGUUUGAACCCGUAUCUGCCUGAAAUUCUUGCAUUUACACCUGUUUCGAUUCCAUGAAAACCUAGGUUUUGACAGCAUAGUAAACCCAUUUUAGAGGCGUUUUCUCUGGGGUUUUGGGGGCUUGAGUCACAGUAAAGAGUUUGCUUUCGGGUUCUUCCUCUUCCAUGUGUCUCACUGAACAACCUUUCCUUAAAACCUCGAGCAUCUUCCCAAAUGUGAAGUUUCAUGGCCAUAUAGGGUUUGGAACGGCAAGGUAUGAUAACCUCCUUUUGCAAACUGUCGAAUUGCUUCAUAUGUUUGAGUGUUUCCUUGUGUAUCAUUGAACAUCAUUUGCUGGCAUUGUUGUCAAUUUGGGCUUCGGUACCAUUCUAAAGGAUGCUAGGGUAUCCUUCUCUUUUGUUCGCAUGCAUUUUCUGAUAACUUGGAGUGUUAGCAAGGUCUGAUAACUUGAAGAAUUUUGGGUACUUCUUGUUUCAAACUGUCAAACCGCCGCAAAAAAGAGGUUGCUUUUGGGUUCUUCCUCUUUCAUGUGUCUCACUGAACAGCCUUUCCUAAAACCCUCUAGCCUCUACCCAAAUGUAAAGUUUCAGGGGCAUAUAGGGUCGGGAAUGUUACCAAGAUCUGAUAACUUGAAGAAUCUGUUUACUUGUUGCAUACUGUCCAGUUGCUUUACAUGCAUUUUCUGAUAACUUGGAGUGUUAGCAAUGUCUGAUAACUCGGAGAAUUUUGGUUACUUCUUGUUUCAAGCAGUCUAGUUGCUUUAUACGUACGUAGAACAGCAUUUGCAGGCAUUUGUUUUCAAUUUGGGCUUCAUGGAUACCAUUCUUUAGGAUGCUCAAGCAUCUCCUUUAUCGCGUGCAUUUUCUUAGUGUUAUUCAGAUGGAAGAGAAGAGGCCAGUUUCUCAAGAUGGUGUCAUAGCUCAUGGAGUGGCAGUGGUGGAAUUGAAUGAUCAAGUGACUGGGGAAGAAGCUGCAACCAAGCCGAGGGAUGAGAACGCACUGAUAAAGACGUACAAACUAAGAGGCCGCCGUAACAAUGUGAAGGAGAAGGAGAAGCCUGCAGGAGCAGCAGUGUCACCCAAGAACAAGCCAAAGAAGAACAAACUGAAUGAGGAAGAAGUUGCUGGUGGUGACAGAGAGAAGUUGCUGACUACUCCAACAUUGAAUUAUUAUCAGAAGAAGAACAAGAAGAGGGGUCUGGUGGAAAGGAAUGAUCAAGUUACCAGGGGAGCAGCUCCAGAGAAGGUGCUGAAAACUCCGCACCCGAAUCAGAAGAAAAAGAGGAGAGGAGCAGAUGCUGAGAUAGUAAGUUCAUAUCUGUCCUCAGCAAAGGGUAACUCGGCACCACCACCGUCAAGGUUUCGUCCUAGAAAACUGGUGCCUGUGUUUCGAAUGGUGAACUUGGAUGACAAGGAUGAUAAAAGGAUUGUGGGGAAAAGGGUGAAAGUGUAUUGGUCCGGAUCAAGGAGAUGGUUCACCGGAAAGAUUGAAAGCUUUCACAGAAGGAAGAAGCUGCAUCAUGUUGUGUACGAUGAUGGUGAUAAGGAAGAUCUUGACUUGAAGAAAGAGAAAUUCGAGCUGCAAGUUCUGCCCCAUGAGGAUUUCAAGAUCGUGCAACACGAACCCAAGUCCAAAAAAAGAGUCAAAGAUUCAGCAGAAGAAGUGACCAGUGAAGGAGAUUUGGAUGAGUUAUCAGGUGACAGUGAUGGACAUGUUUCACAUGAAUCUGAAGGUGUGGUUUCUGAGAAUGUUGAUUGACAAUCCUUUCAGACCAAAGGGAGGCAGGCAGGCAAGCAAAUGAGAGCAAAAUGGAGAGAACAAAAGAAUUAACAGUGGAGAUGAAAGGUAAUAGGCUAGUAGCUAAGCUAGGUAUAUGUCUAAUGUCUUGUGUAGAUAUAGCCCACAAAAGAACCGGUAGUAGUAGUCUAGUCACCAUUUUGGCCCUUUACCGGGUUGUAUGUGAAAGUUGAGGUCUUUGAUCUUUUGGUGGGAUUGGGGAACAUGGCUUCAGACCUACAGUCCCAUUCUCAGGAAGUAAACUCCUUUAUUAACUACAUUCUUAUGCUCUCUUCAUGUUCUUGCAAUCCCACUUCAUGCAAGAUAAGGUUCUUGUUCUAAGUUUACAUGGAUGGAAACAAGAAACCCCUAGGAACUCCAUCGAUUUGAAUUCAGUUCAACAAGGACUAGAAGCUUGUUCUGAUGUCAGGGUGGUUAGGGGUGUCCAUUCGGGUUCGGUUUUUUGGGUUUACCCUAAACCGACCCAAUUAUAUACAUUUCGGUUUUUCGGGUUCGGGUUCGUUUCGGGUUUCGGUUUUUUCGGUUUCGGGUUCGGUUUUGCUUAUCGGUUUUUCGGGUUCCGGCUAAAAACCUCCAAUGAAUAGAACUCAGUAUG
This is a messenger RNA of Linum trigynum, 2888 nucleotides long. NCBI's taxonomy places the organism in Eukaryota, Viridiplantae, Streptophyta, Magnoliopsida, Malpighiales, Linaceae. The record is from the annotation of a GenBank genome assembly.